CAGCGCCGCUGCGGGGCUGCGGGGCUCGAAGCAGCCUGACGCCUCCCCCGGCUCCCGGGAGCCAGACACCCGCGGCUCCCACCGCACGGCCCCGGGUCACGCGUUGGCGGCAGCGGGGGAGGGACCGAGGCCGGGCCCAGGCUCCCUGCGCUCCCGCCGGCGGGCUGCGGAGGACGCGUGCGCGGUGCGCACCAGCCGGGCCGGCUUCAGGUACGGCCCGGGCGCGCUGGGCCCCGAGAGCGGCCGCGGCCUCGGCCUCCGCCUGCUGCAGCCCGGGCCGGGAGGCACCAAUGGCGUCGGCCAUCCCUCCAAACUUCUCCUGGGUGGUGCCCGGCAAGCUGGCAGGGCUGGCCAUGCCACGGCAGCCCUCACACUACCAGUACAUGCAUGAGCAUGGCAUUCGGCACCUGGUGUCGCUGACCGAGCGCAGCCCACCCAACCACGACACCUGCCCUGGCAUCAAGCUCCAUCGCCUCCGCAUCCAGGACUUCUGUGCCCCGUCGCUGGAGCAGAUCAAGCACUUCCUGCAGAUUGUGGAGGAUGCCAGCAACAAGGGCGAGGCCGUGGCGGUGCACUGCAUGCUGGGAUUUGGUAGGACGGGAACCAUGCUGGCCUGUUACCUGGUGAAGGCCCAGAAACUCACUGGGGUCGAUGCCAUCCACGAGAUCCGGAGAAUCCGGCCUGGAGCCAUCGAGACGCAUGACCAGGAGAAAGCCGUGAUCCAGUUCCACCACCACAUCAAAUAGCCACAGCCAGAGCCCCCCCCCCCCCCCUGCACACGGGGGAGGGGGGGGCCAGAGGGACAGGGCUGCUCAGCUACGCAGACACCUUCAGGCGGACCCUCCUGGGUCUGUGGCUGGGCGUUUCUGGACCCAUGGAGGGGACCUUCCCAACUCCUCUGAGCAGGGAGUGCCUGGCUGCUGAGGGGAGCGGGGGCUGGGCUCAGAGCCUGGGGCCAGACCCCAUUCUUGGCAGCAUCUGCCUGCACUGGGGCAGGGGUUGCCCCAGCCCCCUUUACUCGAGACAGACGGGAUGAGCUCUGAAUCGGGGAGGGGCAAAGGGCAGCGACGUGGAAGGGGAGCCCCAUAGGGCAGCGUCUCCUCCAGUCCCCUGUGAUCCUUGCCCUGGGAGAGCCAGGCCCCUAGAGACGGAGUGGGGCUUUGCCCUGCAGGGAGGCUGUGCAUGCCUGCCGGGUGUGUGGGCUGGAGCCUGUCCAGCCAAGGGCUGUAGAUGAGGCUGGAGGUGUCGGGGGGUUUAUUCUUCUGAGCUGCCGCAACCAUGUCCGCCCCCCGCCCUGAAUAAAAGAAGCUGGCGUUGA
Molecule: messenger RNA, 1318 nt
Organism: Mauremys mutica (yellowpond turtle)
Lineage: Eukaryota; Metazoa; Chordata; Testudines; Geoemydidae
Gene: DUSP23
Product: dual specificity phosphatase 23
Exons: 3
Coding region: 291-746 (151 amino acids)
Biological process (GO): protein dephosphorylation; cilium assembly
Molecular function (GO): protein tyrosine/serine/threonine phosphatase activity
Source: RefSeq, a predicted model, not a curated record